Messenger RNA from Penicillium brevicompactum, 1077 nucleotides. RefSeq names its product aromatic alcohol reductase. The coding region runs from base 1 to 1077 and encodes 358 amino acids. The transcript has 4 exons. NCBI's taxonomy places the organism in Eukaryota, Fungi, Ascomycota, Eurotiomycetes, Eurotiales, Aspergillaceae. The record is from RefSeq and is a predicted model, not a curated record. Gene Ontology annotation, molecular function: oxidoreductase activity.
AUGUCGAAGACCAAUGUUUUGCUGGUCGGAGCAGCAGGUGAAACCGGGGGAUCCAUAGCCCACGGGCUGUUGGACGAUGGCAACUUUGAGGUUAUCGCUCUCAUCCGCCCCACCUCGAUUCGGAAACCUUCUACCACGCGCCUCGAAGAUAAGGGGCUUCAAAUUAGAAGAUGUGACUUGAAAGAUACAGAGGAACAUCUCAUCGAAGCUUUGACAGAUAUUGAUGUGGUUGUUAGUUGUGUCGGGCCCACCGAGCAACAGGACCAGAUUCACCUCGCCAGGGCCGCCAAGAAAACUCGCGUAAAACGAUUCAUUCCUUGUGGAUUCAUCACCGUUUGUCCCCCAGGUGGUAUUAUGUGGUUGCGUGACGAGAAAGAAAUCGUCUACAACCAGAUCCGCCAGCUCUGGCUCCCUUACACUAUUGUCGAUAUCGGCUGGUGGUACCAGCUGGCUUACCCUCGCCUUGAGUCCGGCUGCGUCGACUAUGCCAUGACAUCUGGCAAUGACGAGAUUGUGGGUGAUGGCAACAUGCCCACAGCGCUCAUAGACUUGCGAGACGUCGGCCGCUAUAUGGCUAGGAUAAUUUCCGACCCUCGCACACUAAAUAGGAAGAUAUUCGCUUACAACGUUGUCUCCACACAAAACAAAAUCCACGAGCUUAUGGAGGAACUCAGCGAAGAAAGCAUUGUCCGGAACUAUAUUCCCGAGGAGACGAUCUGCAGCAAAACGGUGAAGACGCGACAAGCUAGCGAAACCUAUCCUUUCGAUACGCGAAAAUUUGUGCCACGGUAUCUGGCCGAAUUUCAACUGUCGUGCUUCAUUCGAGGAGACAAUAACCCCGAAUAUGCCAAGUAUCUCGGCUACCAUUCCACGCAGGAGUUAUAUCCGGACUUCAAACACACAGAUUUCCGAGAGUACCUUGAGUCAGUUAUCCGGGGCACGGCAACGGGCAUUUACCAGGAUCGCAUCGUCUCUCGGAAGCACCAACACCACUUCCCUCGCACCGAAUCCAGCGAUUCCCUCUAUACACGGAUAUUUCCGCGAACAGAGUCGAGCGACUCCCUCUUGUCAAGGUGA